Pseudoliparis swirei is the source of this 4607-nucleotide messenger RNA. It is a transcript of the gene flt4, whose product is annotated as fms related receptor tyrosine kinase 4. Gene Ontology annotation, molecular function: transmembrane receptor protein tyrosine kinase activity; ATP binding. Bases 182 to 4348 code for a protein of 1388 amino acids. Gene Ontology annotation, cellular component: signaling receptor complex. NCBI's taxonomy places the organism in Eukaryota, Metazoa, Chordata, Actinopteri, Perciformes, Liparidae. The transcript has 30 exons. Gene Ontology annotation, biological process: protein phosphorylation; multicellular organism development; positive regulation of kinase activity. The record is from RefSeq and is a predicted model, not a curated record.
UCGGUCCCUCCCUCCGCCGCUCGGCACUGCCCUCUCUGAGGCUCCAGACACGGCACCGAGGUCCACCUGAGUCCCGCCAGCCCACCGACGUUCCCCCGGACCCUGAACGCCCCUCAGUCUCCUCAAACUAUACCGACUGUUCACAGAGCUGCGCUUCUGGACCGGAGACCGGAGAGCUGAGAUGAAGACAGACUUUACGCUCUUCUGUCGGACUUUGACUGGAAUAGUUUAUGCCGCAGGUCUGGCGACGGGCUUCUCCAUGACGCCCCCCGUCCUCGAGAGCUCCGGAGAAGACCUCGUGAUCCCCGUCCACCGAACACUCACCAUCACAUGCAGGGGCCAGCACACGCUGUCCUGGGCCUGGCCGGAUCAGACCCUGGAGGGCCAGGAGCUCACGGGCCGCCAGGCCCAGCUGCCGACCCCCGGGGCGGCCCCCGGCCACAGAGUGGCGCUGGUCAGCGAGUGUCCGGGUCGGCCGACGAGGCCGUACUGCAAGAGGCUGGUUCUGACCGGGACCCGGGCCCAAGACACGGGCCAGUACCGCUGCUACUACAAGGACGCCAAGGCCGUCAUCCUGGGGACCACGGCCGUCAGCCUGUACGUGUUCAUCAGGGACCCCGAGCAGCCCUUCCUCAGGAGACACAGCGUCGGCCCCGAGGGCGACCUGGGCACCGUCCUCCUCCCCCGCUCCGCCUCCCACCUCACCGUGCCGUGUCUGGUCACCGUGCCGGACCUCAACGUCACGCUCCACGCGUACCCCAUCCCUCUGGAGGACAGCGGCAUGACCUGGGACAACCAGCGCGGCUGGUCCGUCCCCAGACACGCCGUGGACAGCAUGCCGAUGAUCAUCAGCUUGUUCUGCGUCGCCACGCUGGGAGGGAAAGAGUUCCAGUCCACCAGCUACCUGCUCCACAUGACAGGAAGUCAGAUUUACGAUGUCAAGCUGUUUCCUGAGGGCCCCGUGCAGCUGAUGGUGGGGGAGGCCCUCACCCUGAACUGCACCGCGCUGGUGGAGUUCGACGCCGGCGUGGACAUCCAGUGGUCUUACCCCCGCAAACAGCCCGGCAGCUGGGAGGACGCGAAGCCCCACCGCGAAGCUCUGUCCCACGCCACCGAGGCCGUCAGCGUCCUGACCAUCCACAGCGUCAACGUCACGGACGCCGGCCCCUACAGCUGCAACGUCACCAGCACCGGCGCCACGCGGGCCCAACACACCCAGGUCCUGGUGUACGACAAGCCGUUCAUCCGCCUGAGCCCCCGGAGCGGCGCCGUGGUGGAGGUGACGGCCGGACACAAGUCCUUCAAGCUCCACGUCAACGUGUCGGCCUUCCCCGCACCUGAAGCUCAAUGGUACAAAGACGGGAAGCCGGUGAACCAGCGCCAAGAGUUCCGCCUGAAGAGGAUGAGGCUGCACCAGAACCACGCGCUGGAGAUCAGGGACGUGUGUGAGGAGGACUCUGGGCUCUACACCGUGGUCCUGAGGAACCGGGCCGCCGGGCUGCAGAGGAGGCUCAACAUCACGCUGGUCGUCAACGUUCCCCCACAGAUCCAUGAGAAGGAAGUGGCCGACCCGUCCAGCCCUUACCCGAGUGGCAGCAGCCAGACGCUCACAUGCACCGCCUACGGCUUCCCCGCUCCGGUCCUCAGCUGGCAGUGGAGGCCCUGGGGCCCGUGUGUCCUCAACAGCACCCACAGCCUGGCCCGGCGCCAUCGGAGCAGCCGCGGCGCCGCCUGUCCCCGCUGGCAGGAAGUCCACCUGCAGAACGCCGAGAACGACCUGGUCUCCAUGGAGACGGCGCUGGAGGAGGUGGACGGACGGCAGAAGGUGGUGAGCCGGCUGCUCGUGGGCAACGCCAGCGUCUCCGUCGUCUACAGAUGUUCAGCUCACAACCGAGUGGGCGGAGACGAGCACCUGGUCGACUUCUACGUCACCUCCGUCCCUGAGGGCCUCAGUGUGGCCCUGCGGCCCCCCGGCCCCCCCCUGGAGCAGGACAGCGUGUCUCUGUGCUGCAGCGCCGACAACUACACCUACGAGCGGCCGCAGUGGUACCGCCUCGACCCGCGGGCCCUCGGGGCCCCGGGGGGCGAGCGAGCCGAGCUCCGGGACCUGGACUGCAGGAGCCUGGCCCUGCAGGCGCUCGGGGGCCAGCUGUCCUUCAGGGCCCCGUCCAACAGCUGGCUCCUGGCCCUCAGCUUCCCCGCGCUGCGGCUGCAGGACGAGGGCCUCUACGUGUGUGAGGCCCGGGGCCGGCGCCGCGGGGACCGGCUGUGCCUCGCCAGGUACCUGGCGGUGAAAGCCCCAGAGGCUCCGCGCUACAGGCUGGGCCUCACCAACCAGACGGUGAACGUGUCGGCGUCUCUGAGGAUGGAGUGUGAGGCGGAGGGCCGGCCUCUGCCCCGCCUGUCCUGGUUCAAAGAUCACCAGCCUCUGCACCAGAUGUCAGGGGUUCAGCUGCAGGACUCAAACCGCACUCUGAGCAUCCAGCGCGUCACCGAGGACGACGCCGGCCUCUACACCUGCAGCGCCUGCAACCUGCGCGGCUGCGUCCACUCGUCAGCCGCCGUGCAGGUGAUCGGCUCCAGUGACGAGGCCAACGUGGAGGUCGUGAUCCUCAUCGGCACCGGCGUCAUCGCUGUGUUCUUCUGGGCGCUGCUCAUCCUCAUCUUCUGCAACGCCAAGCGGGUGAACCCGGCGGACAUGAAGACGGGCUACCUGUCCAUCAUCAUGGACCCGGGGGAGGUCCCCCUGGACGAGCAGUGUGAAUACCUGCCCUACGACUCCUCUCAGUGGGAGAUCUCCAGAGACACCUUCAGGCUGGGAAAGGUUCUGGGCCACGGAGCGUUUGGGAAAGUAAUCGAAGCUUCGAUCUCCAGCAUCAGCAAGAGCAGCAGGGGGGGCGGCGUGGACACCGUGGACACCGUGGACACCGUGGCGGUGAAGAUGCUGAAGGAUGGAGCCACAGCCAGUGAGCACAAGGCCUUGAUGUCAGAGCUGAAGAUCCUGAUCCACAUCGGGAACCAUCUGAACGUCGUGAACCUGUUGGGAGCCUGCACCAAACCCAACGGUCCCCUCAUGGUCAUCGUGGAGUACUGCAAGUACGGGAACCUGUCCAACUUCCUCCGCGCGAAGAGAGAGUUCUUCCUCCCGUACAGGGAUCGCUCUCCUAAAACUCAGAGCCAGGUGAGACAGAUGAUCGAGGCGGGUCGGAUCGACCAGCGAGCCCUGGGCCCGCCCCCCCCACGCUCCUCCCCCCUCAUCAGCCCCCAGAGCCAGUCGACCAAUCAGAACCGUUCGCCGGAGAAAAUGGAGGACUUGUGGAAAACUCCUCUGACCAUUGAAGAUCUCCUCUGCUACAGCUUCCAGGUGGCUCGUGGGAUGGAGUUCCUGGCCUCCAGGAAGUGUAUCCACAGGGACCUGGCAGCCCGGAACAUUCUUCUGUCAGAGAGCAACAUCGUGAAGAUCUGUGACUUCGGCCUCGCCAGAGACAUCUACAAAGACCCCGACUACGUCCGCAAGGGCAACGCGCGCCUCCCCCUCAAGUGGAUGUCUCCUGAGAGCAUCUUCGACAAGCUGUACAGCAGCCAGAGCGACGUCUGGUCCUUCGGGGUCCUGCUGUGGGAGAUCUUCUCCCUGGGAGCGUCUCCGUACCCGGGCGUGCAGAUCGACGAAGACUUUUGCAAACGGUUGAAAGAUGGCGUCCGUAUGAGGGCGCCGGAGACCGCCUCCCCCGAAAUAUACGGCAUCAUGCUGGCCUGCUGGCACGGAGAGCCCAAAGAAAGACCACCCUUCCUGGCCCUGGUGCAGAUCCUGGGAGACCUGCUGCAGGACAACAGCCUCCCCGACGGGAAGGACUACACCGCUCUGAACGGCUCACAGAGCUCCGAGGAUGACGGCUUCUCGCAGGCGUCCUCACGCCCUCCAUCGGAGGAGGAGCUGAGGCUGGCCUGCAACACGCUGCCCGCCAGGUACUAUAACUGCGUGCCCUUUGCCGGCUGCGUGUUCCUGGGACCCUCGAAGCUCUGCCACCCCACGGUGAAGACCUUCGACGAGUUUCCUCUGGGGACGAAUCCACAGAGAAGCUCUCAGGAGAACCAGACCGACAGCGGGAUGGUUCUGGCCUCCGAAGAGUUUGAGAGGAUUGAAGACAGAGGAGCCUCAAAAAGCCGCAUGGACAGCAGCAGCAGCACGGCGCCGCUCACGGCCGCCCCCGGGUCCCCGGGCCGGAGCUUCUUCAGCGGGCUGUCCGGACAGACCUUCUACAACAACGAGUACGGCCACCUGAACCGGGACGGCUUCUGCCACUUCUUCCCCCCCGACGGGCCCCGCCUGGCCUCCUCCCACGUGUAGCGCCGGAGGAGGCGUGAGCAAGAGGGACAUCUGAGGGAUGAAGAUCAGCUACAGAGCCUCAGGAGAUCAUCAUCUCCUCCUCGAGGCCUCCAGACCGAGAGCCACGAGCCUGAAGAUCCUCCAACCAGCCACUGGGUGGCAGCAUUGUGACAGGAACAAGUAUUUUACAGUCACACUUAUGUUAUCUUUUACAUGCAGUUCUUCCUUCACGUGUACAAAUAUGACCAGAAUGGAAGAAAUAAAGAAAUGUAUCUCGUCA